AUGACCAGAGCCGACACAAAGAUCUCUCUCCGAAAGUCUAAAAAGGACUCACGACGGGUCUUUGUCAACGUUCCACCAUCUGCGCAGUAUCUCGACAAAAAUGGCGCUCCCAAGACCACCUAUGGAUCCAAUCGUAUCAACACUGCAAAAUAUUCAACGCUCACUUUCCUACCUAAAAACUUGUUUGAACAAUUCCGCCGCGUCGCCAAUAUGUUCUUCUUGUUCAUGGCCAUCAUACAAUUGACACCCCUUUUCACUGUCGGCUCGCCCUUCUUGACCGUCUUCCCACUCUGCUUUGUUGUUGGUGUCACCGCCAUCAAAGACGGCUUUGAGGACUACAAACGACAUGUCGAGGACCGCAAUUUUAACCAGCGGCUGUGUCUGCAACUUAAAAAUGUGGUCAAUUACAACUACACGACUCAGGAAUACCUCGAUAAACAAAGACAGCGUGGCUUUUUGGCCAGGGCCUGGAGCACCCUUACUAGUGGACUCCGAGGUGGUACAAAAAGGACGUCUAGGGCACUCAAUCUCUCCAAGAAACCAACCCGCGAAGAGUCACCGCAAUUGGACACCCAAAAUUUCGGUCUCCCCGAAGACGAUAGUCUUAGUCAACAAACAGAUAAACACUCACACCAACUGCCCGAUGGCUCUCCCACACCCCAGCCAGAGUUUGUCAAGGAGCAAUGGCAUAACCUUCGUGUUGGUGACUUCAUCAUGCUCAAGAAUAAUCAAGCUGUACCAGCAGAUGCCAUCAUCCUCGCUACAUCCGAAGCAGAAGGCUCGUGCUUUAUUGAAACAAAAGAUUUGGAUGGCGAAACAAACUUGAAGACCAGAAUGUCGGUUCAUGAAACCUCCAAAUACAAUACGGCUCGUCGCUGUAGUCGGCUAAAAUGUUAUAUUGAUAUGGAACCCAUCAAUGCCAACUUAUUCUCGUUCAACGGAUCGCUCACCAUGAUUGCUAAGAGGAGAAGUCCCAAUAAUGAUCAAGGCACAGGUGGGGCUGCAGGACGAUAUGGUAACAAGCGAUAUAGCCACUAUGCUCCCUCCAUCACUUCUAGCAUGAUGUCGAGCGUCCGUGGAUCUAUGGAUGAUGGCCGUGACCACUGGGAUGAGCACUUGAACAGCAAUUCUGAAGGUGCUGAUACACAAUUCCCAGCACAAAGCGGCACGAGUGCUUCAGACUACGCGCGCUUGCACAAGAGCCGUAGUGCGAAGCGCCGUUCCAGGGCUUCAGAAUCAGCAGAGCAUCCAGCUUCGAACACUGCCAUCUCUAGUGGCAAGCAGGAAUAUGAGGAACCAGCGGAGAUGAUUCAUGAUGAGCAGCCAUCAUCCUCAUUACAUCCCAGUUUACCGAAGCGCCAUAGUUUGUACCGAUCGUCGACAGGCAUGAGUACUGGAGGUGCAAGUGAGAUGGCCAAGAAUGUUCUUAAGGCAAAUCAUGAGCAGCAAUUGCAACAGCAUCAGCAAGAUGGUCAUGAUCUCCACCGAGUGCGCUCUUCUCGCCAUGCUCAACGCAGUAGUAGCAAUUUUGGAACCACGGCCCAGUAUAAGGAGACCACUAUUCCUGUGGAUAUUAACAACAUGCUGCUACGUGGUCAUGUUAUCCGUAAUACCCAUUGGGUUAUCGCUGUCAUUGUUGCUACUGGAACCGAGACCAAGAUUAUGUUGAACUCUGGCGAAACACCGAGUAAGCGAAGCCGUAUCGAGAAAACUAUGAAUAUUCAGGUUGCACUUAAUUUUGGGAUCCUACUCUUGCUCUGCAUUGUUUGUGCGAUUGGCUCAACGAUCUACGACCGAAAGUGGCGAGGCACGACUGCAGAGGAGUUAUGGGACAGAUCGACUCGUGGCAUAGUGACUGAGGGCGUGAUUACUUUCUUUACGAGCUUGAUUAUCUUUCAAAACAUCAUCCCAAUUUCGUUGUAUAUCUCUAUUGAGUUUGUCAAGACCUUCCAAGCAUAUUUCAUCUGGCAGGAUAGUGACAUGUAUGAUAUCGAUCUGGACCAGUUCUGUACCCCAAAAACUUGGAAUUUGACCGAUGACUUGGGUCAGAUUGAGUACGUGUUCUCGGACAAAACAGGAACUUUAACUAGAAAUAUUAUGGAGUUCAAGAAAUGUUCUAUCAAUGGCAAGAUCUAUGGUAACAAUGCGGUCUCUGGAAAGACUGAUGCAGAAAAAGGUGUCGAGUUAAUGAACAGUGGUAUGGAGCCUGGCCAACAGGAUGAAAGUGGAGAGAGCAGUGCACAGCAUCAGGAGAAGCAAAAGAAAGAUGAUGGUAAAGAUGCUGUCUUGAAGGAAUAUGAUCAAGAGAUCCGUAAGAUCUUUGAACCCGUUUACAUGGAUCCAGUUGAGAGCUUAUCCUUUGCCGAUCCGGACCUUCUACGUGAUAUGGAUGUUCAGAGAGGAGGCACUACCUCUAAUACCACCAAUAGUACUAAUAGAGAAGGUAGCAGCUCAACCUCAAAUCAGCAUGUGACAUCUGGUAAUAAGGGACAAGAAGUGGCUCAUGAUGGCUCGCCAGCUAGCAACAUCCGUGAUUUCUUCACGUUGCUUGCUCUUUGCCACACUGUUGUGGUGGAGCAGCCUGAGGAAGAAAUCCAGGAUGAUGAAGAUGACGAAUACGGCAUUUACGAAGACCAAGACGACUCUAACAAUGGAGAUUUAAACGGUGAACGAAAAGGAGGAUUGCACUUUGGUCUUCGUGAGAAGCUUAAGCAAAAAGCGGAAGCUGCGGGUCUGUCUGUCCCUGGAGCAAGCGGCUCAGCGGCCAAUCAGGGCUCUGGCAAGAGAAGCCGUGCCAACUCCAACGCGAAUCCAGGUCCAGCGGCGACACCCAGUUCCAAUAAUGGACUGAAGCAACAGCACAACAAUGGAUCAAGUAGUUCAGUGGAUGAGCAGGGCAAGGCCACGGCCAUGCUCCGAUACCGUGCUGAGUCACCUGACGAGGCCGCCUUGGUCUCCGCAGCUAAGAAUGUUGGAUUUACGUUUGUCUCUCGCGGCGCAGUUUCUACUGGUGCAGACAAUAGUGGUGAAAAAUCUGGGUCUAAAGGAGCGGGUAAUUCUCGGCAGAAUGUCAAUGUCAACUUUUUGGGCCAGGAUCAUACCUAUGAACAGUUAGAUGUGAUAAAGUUCAACUCAACUCGUAAGCGUAUGACAGUCAUUGUACGAGAGCCUCAAGAGUUGGGUGGCAGGAUCUUGUUGUUAACUAAAGGAGCCGAUAAUGUCAUCUUUGAACGUUUGCGUCAAGGUGAUGAUGAUCAGGAGCUGCGUGAUCAGACUGAGCAUGAUAUUGAGACAUUCAGUAACAUGGGACUGCGUACAUUGACGUUGGCACAGAGGGUUCUAGAUGAGAAGACUUACCUUGCUUGGUCUACCAAGUAUGCUGAGGCUGGAAAGGCAUUAGAGGAUCGUGCCAAAAAGGUGGAUCAGGUUGCAGAGGAGAUUGAGAAGGAUCUAACACUUAUUGGUGCUACUGCCAUUGAAGACAAGCUUCAGGAUGGUGUUCCCGACAGUAUUGCAGCUUUAAGACAGGCUGGCAUCAAGGUCUGGGUCCUGACUGGAGACAAGCUCGAGACUGCCAUUAACAUUGGUUUUGCAUCAAGACUGCUCGAAAAGGAUAUGAAAUUGGAGAUCAUGAAGAUGGGACGGAAUGAAUCUCCCGAACAGGUUCUAAAGCGGUUCAAAGUAUUGGUAGAGGGCGUCAUGAAUGGUCAUGGCAGUGCUGAAGAACACGCCUUAGCAGACUUUACAUCCAAGACUACUAAGGACGAGAGCGACCACCAUCAGGGUGCACAACAGAAUCAGCGCGAACAACAACCUCUCUCCUCCUCGUCGACCGCACAACCAGCUCAACCAUAUGCUGUCUCGAAUGGAAACUCAUGGGAUGAAAAACAUCUUCCACCAACCCCUUCCGAUGCCUCACUCCUUCAUGACCCUCACCGCCAGGAAAAUCAUCAAGCACAACACGCAUUGAUUGUAGAUGGUUCUGCACUCAAGAUAUUGCUUGACGAUCCGGAUGCUCGCAAGGAUUUGAUCCGAUUGUCAGAUGUAUGCUUCUCUGUCAUCUGCUGUCGUGCUUCACCUCUGCAGAAGGCUUUGGUUGUGGAACUGAUCCGACGUGGCAAGAAGACUGUUUGUUUGGCAAUUGGUGAUGGAGCCAACGAUGUGUCCAUGAUCCAAGCAGCUAACAUUGGAGUUGGUAUUGCAGGACAGGAAGGUAUGCAAGCUGCCAUGGCCUCAGAUUACUCAAUCACACAGUUCCGAUUCAUCCGUAAGCUGGUCCUUGUUCAUGGUCAUUGGGGCUACAUGCGGAUUGCCGAGAUGAUCUUGAACUUCUUUUUCAAAAAUGUUCUCUGGGUUGCUGCCGUGCUUUGGUUCCAGAUUUAUUGCGGUUUUUCGGCAAUGCUCUUCUACGACUACACAUUUGUGUCCCUAUAUAACUUGAUGCUCACAGCGGUCCCUGUCCUUGUACUUGGUGCCACAGACCAAGACUUGAUUGCUCCUUAUAUUCUCCGAUUCCCAGGCGUAUACAAGCUGGGUAUUCACCAAAAGCGAUAUAACCAAUUCCGAUUUGCUGCCUAUAUGCUCGAUGGCGUUUGGCAGUCCCUGAUUGUUUUUUGGUUCUGGCGUGGUGUCUAUGAAGUGAAUCUGUUGGGCCGCUCCGGCAUUGACGGCUCCUUACUUGAACUCUCGACCUCAGUUGCGAUCACGAAUGUGGUGAUUGCUUCGUUGUAUGUUGGGCUGCAUACUUACCAUUGGACAUGGUUAAUGCAUUUUGCAGUCUGGGGCUCGAUUGCAUUCCUGGUCCUCAUGAUUUUGAUUUAUGGGGAAUUCACAGCCUCACCAAUCUAUCAUGUCGCAACCCAGCUCUUUAGUCAAGGCCCAUUCUGGUUCAUGCUGAUCCUUGCGGUGAUAACAGCAUUCUUGUUGCGGUACACGGUCUUAUUCAUAAGCUUCUGGUGGUUCCCAGAUGAUGUCCAUACAGUCCGAGGAAUCAUGAUCGCAGAGAAACAGAAUGCAAAGCAAAAGCACGUCAAAUGGACGGGCCUUGGUGAUGAUGGUAUGCAACCUCAAGAACAGUCAGAGCAAGAGAAGGCUAUCUUGAAGAAGGAGGAUGAGAAGAGGGCCAUUAAAGAAGCAGAGAAGGCAGAAAAGAAGGCAGAAAAGGAAGCUCGCAAGAAUGGUGGGCAACCGCAACAGGAUACAAAUGGCAACCGCAACGGUAACGAUCAGCCCUAUGACCUGACCAUGGUUAGGAUCAAUGUCAAUGACCAUGAACAUCACUCCCAGGAACCAUCUUCAAGCCCUUACGGUGCUGCGGGUGUUAUGGUAUCUCCAGGAGUGUCGCAAGCUCGUAAGCAAAGCCCACUUGAAAUCCAACAACAGCUGUUACAAGCUCAGAAUGAACAGCGUGAACGACUCGCAACCUCUGGAGAGCUUCACCUUUCUCCAGACGACCCAGAAUUCCCUCAUAACAAGAGGACAUCGUCUUACAACAAUGUGAACUCAUUGCAGAGCAAGCCUGCAGCACUACCACCAAUCCCUUCACCUUCACUACCAUCAUUACCAGACAUGUCAUCUGAAACCAUCCCCUCAAAUCAAUCACCCUCUACUACCAACAACUAA
Molecule: messenger RNA, 5622 nt
Organism: Lobosporangium transversale
Lineage: Eukaryota; Fungi; Mortierellomycota; Mortierellomycetes; Mortierellales; Mortierellaceae
Exons: 5
Coding region: 1-5622 (1873 amino acids)
Biological process (GO): phospholipid translocation
Cellular component (GO): plasma membrane
Molecular function (GO): ATP hydrolysis activity; ATP binding; ATPase-coupled intramembrane lipid carrier activity
Source: RefSeq, a predicted model, not a curated record